AUGGAUAUUGCUCAACAAGUACCACAACAUCCACGUGUACGUGAUGUUCUCUCUGAUCAAUGUCAACGAUUAUUUUUUGAAUAUCUCGAAAGUUUCGAUGAAAACGAAAAAAAAACAAUGAUUGAUGAAUUAAGUCAACCACAACGUUCAACGGUAUUAAUUAAUUAUCGACAUUUAUCUAAUUUUAAUGAUCGAGUAGCACGUGUUAUUCAAGAUGAAUAUUAUCGACUUUUACCAGCUUUAUCUCGUGGUCUUAAACAAUUUUUUCGUGAACAUUUACCAAAAAUUGAAAUGGAAGCGGAAAAACUUGAACGAUUUAAACGAACGGUUUUAAAUGAUAAAGAACUUUAUGUGGCAUUUAGUGAUGUUCAAAUGCGUUAUAAACUCCGUAAUUUGAAUACAUCAAAAUUGGGCAUGUUAAUUCGUAUAACUGGUCAAGUUAUUCGAACAUAUCCUGUUCAUCCUGAAUUAGUUUCAGCCACAUUUAUAUGUUCUGAUUGUCAAAUGGUUUGUCCAGAUAUUGAACAACAAUUUCGUUUUACACAACCAUUAAUGUGUCGCAAUCCUGUUUGUAAUAAUCGUGUUCAUUUUGCAUUAGAUUUAACACGUUCACGAUUUGUUGAUUUUCAAAAAGUACGCAUACAAGAAAGUCAAUCUGAAUUACCACAUGGAAAUAUUCCACGUUGUCUUGAUAUAAUUAUGCGUAAUGAAUGUGUUGAACAAGCUAAACCAGGUGAUCGUUGUGAUUUUAUUGGUACAUUAAUUGUUCUACCAGAUGUAAGCCAAUUAUCAAUGCCUGGUGUUCGUGCUGAAAGUGCACAACGUACACAAGGUUCAGAUGAUAAAGGAUUUAAUGCUGAAGGUGUACGUGGUUUAAAAGCACUUGGUGUACGUGAUUUAACAUAUCAUUUAGCAUUUCUUGCUUGUCAUAUAACACCAGCUGAACAAACAAAUGUUGAAACAUUAUUAAGUUCAGAUUCCAAAAAGAAACGUAUUGAAACAAUGAUGUCCGAUAAGAAUCUUUUUGCUAAUUUACGUACAAGUCUUUUUCCAACAAUUUAUGGUAAUGAUGAAAUUAAAUCAGGUAUUUUAUUAAUGUUAUUUGGUGGUGUACCAAAACGAACACUUGAAAAAACAAGUCUACGUGGUGAUAUUAAUAUUUGUAUUGUGGGUGAUCCAUCAACAGCAAAAUCACAAUUUUUAAAACAAGUUUCAGAAUUUUCACCACGUGCUGUUUAUACAAGUGGUAAAGCUUCAACAGCUGCUGGUCUAACGGCAGCUGUUGUUAAAGAUGAAGAAUCAAGUGAAUUUGUCAUUGAAGCUGGCGCACUUAUGCUUGCUGAUAAUGGUGUUUGCUGUAUUGAUGAAUUUGAUAAAAUGGAUCCAAAAGAUCAAGUAGCUAUUCAUGAAGCUAUGGAACAACAAACAAUUAGUAUUACAAAAGCAGGAAUAAAAGCAACACUUAAUGCACGAACAUCAAUCUUAGCAGCAGCUAAUCCUAUUGCUGGACGUUAUGAUAAAACACGAUCAUUGAGACAUAAUGUUAAUAUGUCAGCACCAAUUAUGUCUCGUUUCGAUUUAUUCUUUAUUGUGGUGGAUGAAUGUAAUGAUGUAACUGAUUAUAAUAUUGCUGAACGUAUUAUUGAUUUACAUACAUCUGGAACUCGUUCAUCAGUUCCUUCACUUAUGACUUCGUAUACAUUUAAUGAGAUUCGAGAUUAUAUUACUUAUGCUAAAGCAGCUGUUCAACCGAAAUUAACUUCGGCUGCUAAAGAACAUAUAAUAACACUUUAUAAACAAUUACGUUUACGUGAAACAUCGUCAUCAAGUACAGGUCGUAUAUCAUCAUCAUCAACACCAAUAACUGUUCGUCAAUUAGAAAGUUUAAUUCGUUUAUCUGAAGCUAUUGCUAAAAUGUAUUGUCAAGAAGAUAUUGAUAUAAAACAUGUACAAGAAGCUUAUCGACUUUUAAGUAAAGCAAUUAUACAUGUUGAUCAACCAGAUAUUGAUCUUAAUGAAUAUAAUCGACCAACAGCUGUACCAGAUGAAAAUAUGGAAGUAGAAGAAGAAACAACACGAACAAAGGAAGAAACGAAAAUAUCUGUUGAUGAAUAUAAACGUUUAACAAAUAUGAUGGUUUAUCAAUUACGUAGAAUGGAUGAAGAACAAGAAACAGAAAGUCAAACAAGUGGUACAAAUGUUGUUAUGCCUGGUGUUAAACGACGUGAACUUAUUAAUUGGGUACUUGAACAAUUAGCUGAUGAAAUAAAUAGUCUUGAUGAAUUAGCACGAAAAAAAGCAACCUUAGAUAAAAUUAUUGAUCGUCUUGUACAUGUUGAUGAAAUUCUUAUUCAACUUGAUAAACGUACUGUUAGUCAAUUUGGUGUAGCAACUGAACCUAAAGAUAGUACAGCAACUGAAGAAGAAGAAGAAGAUAAUGAAGAUCCCGAAGGAAAUAAUCUUUAUCUUAUUGUGCAUCCUAAUUAUGUUGCUGAAGAUCAAUAG
Messenger RNA from Rotaria sp. Silwood2, 2505 nucleotides. The record is from the annotation of a GenBank genome assembly. Lineage: Eukaryota; Metazoa; Rotifera; Eurotatoria; Philodinida; Philodinidae.